CCACCACCACCGAGCGGUUUAAAAAAUGCCUCCCAAAGCUAGCGGUAAAGCUGUCAAGAAGGCCGGCAAGGCCCAGAAGAACAUCACCAAGGGUGACAAGAAGAAGAAGCGCAGGAGGAAGGAGUCGUACGCAAUCUACAUCUACAAGGUGCUCAAGCAGGUCCACCCCGACACCGGUGUUUCCAGCAAGGCUAUGUCGAUCAUGAACAGCUUCGUGAACGACAUUUUCGAGCGCAUCGCCGCCGAGGCUUCCCGUCUGGCUCACUACAACAAGCGUUCCACCAUCACUUCUCGGGAGAUCCAGACCGCCGUCCGUCUCCUUCUGCCCGGUGAGUUGGCCAAGCACGCUGUCAGCGAGGGUACCAAGGCUGUGACCAAGUACACAAGCUCCAAGUAAGCGUCCCCAACGCUUCAGCGUCGCCCGACUCCUCGUCGCCGAGCGCCACAAAACGGCCUUUAUAAAGGCCACCAAUAAACUCAUUCGUUUUACACGUUAGCAGACCCUCACUUACUAGAUACGUAUAAGUCCGCACGUGUUUUCCUAUCCUGUGCGCAGCCGUUAACUUACAUCCAAACGCAAUUCACCACUGGUUAUUACAAUGAUUAGCAUAGUUAAUUAAGACUUUAUCUUCGUAAUUGUAUAACAAUGGUCAAGAGUGUUACAUGUCACGAGUCGAGAGUAUUCCUUUACUCGAGUCAACUCAACACUGUGAG
This is a messenger RNA of Macrosteles quadrilineatus (aster leafhopper), 714 nucleotides long. Its product is annotated as histone H2B. NCBI's taxonomy places the organism in Eukaryota, Metazoa, Arthropoda, Insecta, Hemiptera, Cicadellidae. The transcript has a single exon. Gene Ontology annotation, cellular component: nucleosome. The record is from RefSeq and is a predicted model, not a curated record. The coding region runs from base 26 to 397 and encodes 123 amino acids. Gene Ontology annotation, molecular function: protein heterodimerization activity; structural constituent of chromatin; DNA binding.